AAAUGUUUCUGCGAAUCAGGUAACCAACAACACUUCUUAAAUUCUUUCUUUCGUGGGAUUUAGCAAAGUGCUAGUGAAUAAUAUGUAUAAAUAUUUAGUAAAUAUGCGCGAAACAAGUGAAGCAGCAAUAUUAACUAUAGACCCAGAGCAAGAAAAUUUUGACAAUAAAACCAACACUAAAGGCACUAGUUUCUUUAAAAUUGUCAGAAAAUUGGCGUCUGCUUGCAACGAGAGAAAAAUCAACUUUAAACAAAUUAAAGCACUGAAAGAAAAGCAUGAAUUUCUCCGGGAGUUAGAAAUUUUGAAGACAUUGGAUGAUGACAGUAGUCAAACUCGUUAUGUCUCACCAGAAUCUAAGAUUUCUUUCAAAGAGGACUUGUUAACAGAAGUAUUAGAUAUGUUUUGUCAAAAAUGUGGGGACGACAAAAUAGAUUUAUGGUUUUUUGCUUCUGCAACAUGUAAUGUAAAAAUAUUAGAGGAAACUGCCAAAGAUUACGAUGGAACACUCCUUUGCAAACCACGAUGUUGCGAUUCGGCUCUAGUUUUCUUAUUGAAGUAUGGAAACAUUCACAACGAAGGUUUUUUAGAGUGCGUAAAUAUUUUACUCACGGCUGGAAUAAGCGUAAAUGAACCCGAUUUUAAUGGACGAACUGCCGUCGAUAUCGUUUGUAGCUUAUAUGAAAAUGAAAAAAACAAAGACAUCCUGGAAAAACUAAAAAAACUGGUGUUCAAGUUUCUCGAACAAAAUGUGUGUCACCACCUGUUAGAGAAGAAAACAAAAAUAAUUCUUCAAAAUUUACAAGAAGAAAAUAAAAACUUGCCAUCUCAAACACAAGAACAACAUAAAUCUGAAGAAGCAAACAAACUUCAAUUAUUUGCGUGGAUAGGUAAAGAACGAACGCAGGAAUUCCUCGGUUUUAGAGAAAUACGCAAUUUUAUCAACUGUGAUAACGGUGAAUACACUUUGUUGCAAUUUGCAUGCAAAAAAUCAGAAAGAAUGCAUCCAGUCGUCAAAUUCUUAAUAGACAACGGUGUGAAUAUCAACAAUGUGACAGAAAUUUACAAAAUCACCCCUCUGGAACUUGCAGCCAAGAACAAUCACGAAAAAAGUUUCCAAAUCAUACUUAAGAACAAGAAUCUUAAUAUUACACAAGAAAUAUUCAACAAUUUUGUCAGGUGGCGUUCCAGUCCUAUGAAAUUAAAAAUUUUUGAAAUGUUUUUAGAAUCUGAUAAACUGGAUCCUUGUUUCACCUACGAAACAACUGGAAACACUCCUUUGCACUACGCAACACGUUUUUGUCACAAAGACGCAAUGCGAAAGUUACUGAAACGUUCUCCGCAAACGCUGUUUGUUGAAAACAAAAACGGAAAAACUGUUCUCGAUAUAAUCGAUAUUCAAGAGGUUGAAAAAUAUUUUGAUUCUUGUUUGGUUUCGGACAGAUAUGCGACGGAUUUUAGUUCCACUGACUACAAAAUGCUCUUUCGCUUUAAGUCACUAGUAACAAUUAAUAAUAAUGGUGAAUAUGAUGAAGAAUCAGUUGUUGCGAAAGUUGUAGAACGCAACCACUUAGAACAAUUGUUAACGCAUCCUCUGCUACACACUUUCAUUAUUUUAAAGUGGUCUAGGACCGUCUGGUACUACUGGAUGAUUCUGCUUUUACAAGGUUUUCUGUUUAUUGCUUUAAGUGUUUGUAUUUAUAGAUUAUCGGACUGUUCUCCAGCUGAGUUCAAGUGGCUCAUUUUCUUAACAUUUAUUAAUUUGUUUUUAAAGUUAGCCGUCGUGCUCAAACCCAGAUUUUGGGCUUUAGACAAUCUAAGAAUGCCAACACUGUAUGAAUGUGGCGAAGUUUUACUAAUGUUGACUCUUUUUGUAAGUUUCUUUUCUGCUGAGUGGAGAGCAUUUGCUUUCAUAGAAAUGUCACUUUUAUUUUUACUGACCGUUGGCUACCAUCCAAAAAUCGCCAAGUGGACUGUUAUGCUAAAAAGAGUUUUUAAAAGUUUUACUGUACUGAUGGUGUUUUUCUCUAUAAUAAUCAUAGCUUUUGCUGCUGCUUUUCACACGCUUUUCAAAAACACUAACCACGAUUUUUUCGAUUCUAUUGGUAAAUCGAUUUUCUUGAUUUACGUGAUGAUAUCAGGCGAAUUUAACAUCGAAAAUGUUAAAUUCGGGCGGGCGCAUAUUGGAGGUUAUAUUCUGUUUUUCAUUUUUGCAAUUUUUGUGGCCUUGGUUAUAGUGAAUUUUUGGACUGGCGUGGCUGUCACGGAUAUUGAAACUAUACAGAAAGAUGCCGAAAUUAACGCCUUUAAAAAUGUUAUAACGUUUAUGAUGUUCGUUCAAAGAAAUAUUUAUGUGAAUAAGUCUAUACGGAAAUUUUUACCUUAUCCUUUUUUAUUCACUGAAACUGAGCACAGAAAUUACCAAGUCGAUUUCUAUAUAAAUAAGAAAAAUCAGUUUGAAGGAAGAGAUAAUUUUCCUGCAAGUAUAGGGCAAAAUUCUUUAGAGAAAAUUAAGAACUUUAAUUCGAAACACCAGAAUGAAUUAGAUGGGGCAAACAUUUUAUUGAAGUUAGAAGAGAUAUCGAAGAUUCUAAACGAACUAAAGAACACUGCACAUAGAAAUGGGAACUACAGUAUAAACGUAAAAAACUCAACUGCACAAAAUGAUAAAAACAGAAAUCGGCAAAAGGAAAAAGUGGUUGAUGGGGUACAUGGAAAUGGUAAACAAUGAGCCUAUAAUUUUAUUUAUAUUUUUAGUUUCAUCCAGAUAUUGUUAUAAUUGUUUAUUCAUUUCUUGAAACAUCUAUAAUUAGUAAUUAUUGUGUAGUAUGUCUAAGUUUUUAAAAUUGUUUGCUAUGUUAUGUUUAAGAGUAAAUCAAAAGAGUGAAAGUAACCAGUCACCCGAUAGACUAGAUUACAAUAUUUCCUAAGCUAACCCAGUGGAUAACAUUGGCCAAAUCUUGAAGGAAGAUAAUAAUCGUAGUAUUUAUUUUUAGCAAAACGAUCCCAGUUUGUCGAACUACGAAGAUUAAAUUCGAUUAACGGCAAGUACCAUGACAACAUAUUAUUUAUUUUUAAAAUAAAUAUAGUAGUUCUUAUCUUUUUAAGAUAACGGUUAAGCAAAUUUGUUCGCAAUACGACCAAUAAAAAAAAUUUUUGAACUAAUUUCGACAAAACAGGUUAUUAUUAAGUAAAUAAUGAAUUUUAACCAAAAUUUUGUGUUAAAAUAACAAAAAUGUCUACAACAGAAUUAAGCACAAUAAAACUUUUAAUUGGU
This is a messenger RNA of Zophobas morio, 3274 nucleotides long. RefSeq names its product transient receptor potential cation channel protein painless-like. The transcript has 2 exons. Lineage: Eukaryota; Metazoa; Arthropoda; Insecta; Coleoptera; Tenebrionidae. Gene Ontology annotation, molecular function: protein binding. The record is from RefSeq and is a predicted model, not a curated record. The coding region runs from base 83 to 2728 and encodes 881 amino acids.